This is a messenger RNA of Brenthis ino (lesser marbled fritillary), 807 nucleotides long. NCBI's taxonomy places the organism in Eukaryota, Metazoa, Arthropoda, Insecta, Lepidoptera, Nymphalidae. The record is from the annotation of a GenBank genome assembly.
AUGUCCGGAAUAUGGAGUUUAACGACAUUGUGUAGAUGUUGUCACGCCGAUGGUACUUUCAAAUCGUUAGAUUCGCCUCACAAUGUAGAUAAUUCAGUUGAAAUUUAUACAGAAAUGUUAAAAAAUACAUUGGGCUUAUUCUUACAGUCGCCUGAAUUAGAAGUAAGCUACACAAUAUGUGAUGUAUGUAUUACACAGCUAAGAGAUGCAUACAAAUUUAAAAACCAAGUGCUACAAUGUGAAGAAAAAUUCAGAGAAUAUUGUAAUAAUGAAUUGUUACAACAUAUGGAAGUGAAAAUGGAAAAAGAAUCAGAUGCUGAAAUUAUUAUAAAACCAGAGGUUAAGAUAAAGGCUGAAGAUGUAAAUAAUGACAACGACGUAAAGAAAGAAAGUAUCGACACAGAAACUCUAGAUAUAACUUAUGAACCAGAAAAUCAAAGUGAUGAUGAAGUUGAUGCAACAGAUGAGAUACCACCAGUAGUCGAAAAUGAUCCAGAGCAAAAUAAUUCACAAGUAACUUAUUCAAAGUUGUACAGAAAAAUAAAAACGAAAAAUGGCUUCAAGUAUAGUUGCAUGAUGUUGACAGAUAUGGAGAAGCAUAUGAAGAGUCAUACUAAUAAGCGUUUUAAAUGCGAAUCUUGUUCUCGAUCGUACUCUGAGAGGAAUGCGUUACAUAGACACAUAAAGCAAGCCCACAGCGGAAUAAAUUAUCCCUGUGAUGUUUGUGGGAAAGUAUAUGUAAAAAAGGGUAGUUGGAAAGCUCAUACAGAGAGGGCGCACAAAAAUAAAGUUAAAAUGGAUGAAGAA